Messenger RNA from Monodelphis domestica (gray short-tailed opossum), 3257 nucleotides. Lineage: Eukaryota; Metazoa; Chordata; Mammalia; Didelphimorphia; Didelphidae. The record is from RefSeq and is a predicted model, not a curated record.
CCGGGUCCCCAGCGGCCAGGCGCGCAGGGGGUGCUGCUGCUGGUGCUGUGGGUGGUUAGCUGGGUGGGUGGGUGAGUCGAGACACGCUGGCACAGGCACAGCCCUGGGCCUAGAGCGGCUUCUGGCCCGAAGGACAAAGGUCGCCAAGGCUGCCCGAUCGGGCGCGGAAAAGGGGCCAAGGCAGGUGCCUCUCGCACCUCCUGGGCCCCGGACCGCGCCCGCCCGAGCUGAGCCAUCGCCGCUGGGCGGGAGGCUGAGACAGCCUUCGGGCGGGGCCAUCGGGCUAGAGUCCCGGCGGCGGCGGCGGCCAUGGCUGACAUGGCGGCCGCUCGCCGCAACCCUUAGGGCCUCGGCGCGGUCGUAGCAGUAGCGGCGGCGGCGGCGGGAGGAGGAGGAGGAGGCGGCGGCGCCUUCGGGGACUGCAGCAGCAGCAGCCGCCGCUGCAACAGCCGCCGCCGCUGCCGCCGCCGCCGCCACCACCGCAGCAGCAGCAGCAGCAGCAGCAGCAGCAGGGACAACGACAGCAGCAGCAGCAGCAGCAGCAGCAGCAGCAGCAACAGCAGCAGCAACAACGAGCGGGUGCGGCCGGGGCGGCGGCGGUGGCGGCGGCAGCGGCGGCGGUGGCGGGAGCCCCAGCCCCAGCUCCAUCUCGGGCAGCAGCAGCAGCAGCGGCAGCAGCAGCAGCAGCAGCGGCGCCGCCACCACCGCCAGGGCCAUGGGGGCGGGGCCGGCCGAGGCAGCCCGGAGCCGCCGCUACCUUAAGGGCCAGCAGGCAGCCCCCGAGCUGAGCGCCGAUGAGGGCGGCGGGGACAGCGGGGAUGGCAGUGGUGAGCCCGGCCCCAGCGGCGGCGGCGGGGGCUCAGGGGGCACUGGCACGGGGGGCAGCAGCGCUGCGGCCGGCGGCGGUGGGGGCCUGCUACUGCGGGAAGGAACCGAGAGCUGCGGCAGCAGCAGCGCAGGAGGAGGAGGAGGAGGAGGCGGAGGCGGAGAAGAAGGAGGAGGAGGAGGCGGUGACUGUGUCGGCGAUGGGGAUGGCGAAGCAGACGGCGACACUCUGGCCUUCCCCAUGCACACUCUAUGGUGGGUGAUGCCAAUCACUGCCAUGAAGAAAAAGGUGCUGUUGAUGGGUAAGAGCGGGUCUGGCAAGACCAGCAUGAGGUCCAUCAUCUUCGCAAACUACAUUGCCCGUGACACCCGCCGCCUUGGUGCAACAAUUGAUGUGGAACAUUCUCAUGUCCGAUUUCUGGGAAACCUGGUCCUGAACCUCUGGGACUGUGGUGGCCAGGACACCUUCAUGGAAAACUACUUCACCAGCCAACGGGACAACAUCUUCCGCAACGUGGAGGUUCUUAUUUACGUGUUUGAUGUGGAGAGCCGGGAGCUGGAAAAGGACAUGCAUUACUACCAGUCAUGCUUGGAGGCCAUCCUCCAGAACUCUCCUGAUGCCAAGAUCUUUUGCCUUGUGCACAAAAUGGACCUUGUUCAGGAGGAUCAAAGAGACCUGAUCUUUAAGGAACGUGAGGAAGAUCUAAGGCGUUUGUCCCGGCCCCUGGAAUGUGCCUGUUUUCGAACCUCCAUCUGGGAUGAGACCCUCUAUAAGGCCUGGUCCAGUAUUGUCUAUCAACUCAUCCCCAACGUUCAGCAGCUGGAAAUGAACCUGAGGAAUUUCGCUCAGAUCAUCGAAGCGGAUGAGGUGCUUCUCUUUGAAAGAGCUACUUUCCUGGUCAUUUCCCACUACCAGUGUAAAGAGCAACGUGAUGUCCACAGAUUUGAGAAGAUCAGCAACAUUAUCAAGCAGUUCAAGCUGAGCUGCAGCAAGCUGGCGGCCUCCUUCCAGAGCAUGGAAGUCCGGAACUCUAACUUUGCAGCUUUCAUUGACAUCUUCACUUCCAACACCUACGUGAUGGUUGUCAUGUCUGAUCCAUCGAUACGUAAGUUAAGGCAAACAGACAACUCUCAAGACUCUCAGUGGUAUUACUUUUCUCUUACUAGAACCCCAAACAAUCUGGAAACAGGUUCCAAAUUAUCUAGGCUCUUAAAGAAGGCAGAAACAAAAUUCCACGCUGUAGGUCUUGUGAUGUUGAUUGACUGACUAGGAAAUGGAGGCACUGAUCUUGGAACGUUGAAAUGCCAGGUGGCUUUCCUGGAUUCAUAGUACAUGCCAUGGUCUUUUUCUCAAUCCUGAGUUGCCACAUUCUCAGAUUGUGCUAGAGGAUGAAAAUGUGUUGGCCUCCAGGCUUUAGUUCCUGGAUUCAGAGUAGCCACUGGAUCUGGUGCUAAGUCCAGGUGGGGCUAUCUUUGAUCUUCUGGGCCUUCCUCCUAGCUUAGGGUGCUAGGUUACCAAUUGGCACCUAGAACAGUUUUCCUUUGUUUCAGUUUUUGAUGAUUGUGUGAAUGCACAGGUGCCAGUCCUGCCCUCUUGCCAUAGAUUUCUCCCAGGAGAGCAAAGUUUGUUAAUGAGAAGUUUGUGUUGAGCCAGGAGGAGGAGGAGUGUGUUCCACUUUCACAGAUUUGUUGAGUCCCACUACAAAUUCUCCUGAUCUAACCUGGCAGGUGUAUGUGGGUAUGUGAGUGUACCUCCCUCCCCGCCUGCCACACAUCGGAUAAAGCGUGUCCUCAAUGCCUGCUGGUUUGCUACUCUGCUCAGCCACAGUGCCAGUUUGCUUAGCUUCCCAACACUGUUCUGGAUAUGCGGGUGAGGCACUCACUCUUCCCUAAUCUGUUUCCUCUGGAAAGGAAAGGGAACUUCCUCCUCUCACCCUGGAGCCCUCCUAGGUUUACUUGGGAAGGAAGAAAGUUCCUCAGUCCUUUGUACCAUUUGGGCCCAGUGGCAGCCCUGAAGCCUCACUGUACCCUCCUCCCCUGACUCAAGUCAAAAGUGGCUUGGCACAUGUCUGAUCACUCACUUGCACAUGUCUGUUUGAAUGCUUUUUAAUGUCUAACUAAGGUGACUUCUAGCUCCAAUAGGAGGCCUUUUAUUCAGUGCCUCUCUCUACUGAGCAAAUAGGAAGUUGGGGGAGUUAAAGCCCCCAUCCUCACUGAGUGCAAGGGGUGGAGUGGACCAGCCUUGGAAGCCAGCUAGGUCUGAGUGGUGAAGGAAGGAAGGAAGAGCGGACCAUCCUCCAGCCAAAUAGGCAAGCCUGAAGGAGGACCAGCUUUAGUGAAAUGAAUUCUUUUGUCCAAAUGCUUUUGCCAUUGCCCUCUGUUAACUUUACUGUUGUAAAUAUAUUGUACACUAAAUAAAAAUACUGUAGAAA